GGCAAACAGUAUUUCGUAUCGUGGUAAUUACACGGAUGUCCGCAACAAUCAAGAAAUGCAUCCGUAUUUGAAUUCCAAAGACGGAGAAGAAGAAAGACUCUUAUUCGCUGAAGCAAGUAAUCAUCUUCAGAACACACCCAGAGAGUUUUCCUGGGACGAUGAUGAUUACAGAGGUUUUUCUCUAUUUGGCCUCGUUGAAUCCAUGCUGUCCGUCGUAGCAAGCGGACUUAGCACAGUCGUGAGCAGUAUUGUUGGUACUGAGAAAAAGGAUUCACGGUCAGGUACCAGAAGAAUAAAUUAUAAAAAUUAUCAUUUAAUCAGGGCAUUUCCUAACACGGAAUAUCAAGCCACAGAUUUGCGUGAUUUAAGAGACGCUGAGCCUGAAGAUAUUAAAUUUUGGUCCUUUCCAAAUCCUAAUAGAACUUCCGACAUGAUUGUGGCACCAGAUCUCGUAAAUGACGUUAAGGAUUAUUUGAGGGAUAAGAAGAUUAAUUUUAAAGUAUUAAUAUCAGAUAUUCAGAAGACGAUCUCUUAUCAAAAUCCGAAGAUGUCUAAAGAACAACGUGAAGACUUGGUCACCAUCCAAGGCCACACAAUGACUUGGAAACGUUAUCACCGAUAUGGAGAUAUCGUACGUUAUUUAGAACAUCUAGCCUUCAGAUAUCCUGCAAUAGUAGAAUUAAUAACUAUCGGACAUAGUUACGAGGGCCAACCGAUAAAGAUGGCGAAGGUUUCGACUGGAUUAAACAAAGAAGGCGAAAAAAAACCUGCUAUUUGGAUUGAUGCCGGCAUGCAUGGACGAGAAUGGAUUGGUACCGCAGUAGCGACCUACAUAUUGAGUCAGUUAGUAGAGAAGAACUCGAGCUACACAAAAUUGUUGAAUAACUCGGAUUGGAUGAUUCUGCCGGUUGUUAAUCCCGAUGGUUACGAAUAUAGCCAUGUCAGCGAUCGCUUUUGGCGGAAAACCAGAAGCAAUCAUGUGGAAAGUCAAAACGAUAGUAGAUAUACACCAUCCAAUUUAUUACAAUUCGUAACGCACUAUACUAGAUGGUUCUGGACUACAUGCGAAGGAGUCGAUCCGAAUCGAAAUUUUGCAUACCACUGGGGCGAAGAUAAAGAAGGAGGUGCCAGUUCAGAUCCUUGUCACGAAACAUAUUCCGGGCCUUUCGCCUUUUCCGAACCUGAAACGAAGGCUAUGGCAGAUUAUAUUUUGGCAAACAAACAACAUAUUCGAAUGUACUUGACUUUGCAUUCUUAUUCUCAAAUGUGGCUCGUACCAUGGGGUUACACACGUUCGAAACCGUCGGAUUAUUCCGAUUUAAUGAACAUAGCGAGAAAGGCAAUUAACGCUAUUUCGAAAGUUCACGGCACUAAUUAUCAACUUGGACCAGCAACAGAACUAAUGUAUCUGACUUCUGGAGCGUCCGACGAUUGGGCUAAAGCAUGUCUGGCCGUCCCUUUUGGCCUGAAACCCAGAAUCACAGAUGGUGAGAAUGCCACACCAGAAGAAUUCCCUUAUCAGGUCUCUCUUCAAUGGGGUUUGCCACCCUUAUUCCGUUUUAGACACAUCUGUGGUGGUUCGAUUGUACACGAGAGUUUUAUUUUAACUGCGGGACAUUGCAUCAUGGAAUAUGGCAAACUUAAAGUCAUCGUUGGCAAGCAUUAUCUUUAUGAAGAUGAGGAAACUCAGCAAGAAGUUGAUGUUGCUAAGAUUUAUGUGCACAAAAAUUAUUCAGGAGGUGUUGCACCAUACGACAUCGCUCUUUUGAAACUUAAAACUCCUCUCACUUUUAACAAGUGGGUAUCCGCUGUCAAAUUACCUGAACAUGACGAGGUACAAGUUGGAAGUGCUGUGCUGUCUGGAUGGGGCUCAGUUUCCAAGACAUGGAUUCCAAGACAUCCUAAUGUUCUCCAAAAAGUUACUGUUCCAUUAUUGGACAGUAAAUCUUGUCAAGAUGAGUUUUCCAAAAACCGUAGAGCAAAGCAACUUUACGAUUCACAAAUCUGCACUGCUGCUGUUGAUGAAGUAUCCGCUUGUUCUGGUGACUCUGGCGGUCCAUUGGUUCAAUUUGAAAACAACGUUCCCACUCUAGUUGGAAUUACUUCAUGGGGAAUCUACCCGUGCGGUACCAGUCACAUGCCUUCGGUCUACACCCACGUAGCUUCUUACAUUACUUGGAUCAAAACGAUAAUAUGGGGUGUUAGUAAUAAAUGCGUUGUUUGUAAUAAUUAACAUUCAUAAUAUUAUUAAUACAUAAUCACGUUCAUUUCAGUCAUUUCUUACUAAUUAAUAUAC
This is a messenger RNA of Mycetomoellerius zeteki, 2296 nucleotides long. RefSeq lists its product as uncharacterized. Gene Ontology annotation, biological process: proteolysis. The coding region runs from base 56 to 2233 and encodes 725 amino acids. Gene Ontology annotation, molecular function: serine-type endopeptidase activity; metallocarboxypeptidase activity; zinc ion binding. The record is from RefSeq and is a predicted model, not a curated record. NCBI's taxonomy places the organism in Eukaryota, Metazoa, Arthropoda, Insecta, Hymenoptera, Formicidae. The transcript is spliced from 12 exons.